AUGAAGAAGUUGUAUUUGACAGUCCUUUUUGUGUUUGUAUUUAUUGUGGAGGUGAUGGUGGUGGUAUCAGUUGGAGGCAUUCAACCUGUUAAUAGAGUGCCAAAAAUUCUGCCAAAUCCAGUGGAUCUCCUGUCUUUCACUCACUACCUUACGACAUGCCCAGACGCUGAGGCCAUCAUCCAGAGAAAAGUCAGUGCCUGGAUUCAGAAGGACUACACCUUGGCUGCUAGCAUUAUUCGCUUGCACUUCCAUGACUGUGCUGUCAGGGGCUGUGACGCAUCGGUAUUGCUAAACCAUAGAGGGAGUGAAAGGAGAGCCUUUGCUAGCAGGACAUUAAGAGGUUUUCAUAUAAUAGACGAUAUCAAGGCAGAGCUUGAAACAAUAUGUCCCAGAACCGUGUCGUGUGCUGACAUUCUUACUGCUGCAGCCAGAGAUGCCACUGUCCAGCUGAAUGGUCCAUUUUGGCAAGUCCCACUUGGCCGCAGAGAUGGAAGAAUCUCCAUUUCCAAAGAAGCAGGCAUGGUUCCUCAGGGUCAUGAAAACGUCACCGCUUUGAUUGAAUUCUUCCAAGCACGCGGCUUGAACAUUCUUGAUCUGGUUAUCCUCUCUGGCUCACACACCAUUGGUAGAAGUUCUUGCUAUUCCUUCAAGCACAGGCUCUCCAACUUUAAUGGAACCAGAAAACCCGAUCCUUCGCUGGACGCCAAUUAUUUGAACAUCUUGAAGAAGAAAUAUUGCAAGAGGAACUUGGACUUGGUUGAUCUUGAUGUUACAACUCCUAGGGUCUUUGAUACGGCGUAUUACACAAAUCUGAAGAAGAAAAAGGGGUUGUUGUCUACGGAUCAGUUGCUGUAUUCGGAUGGAAGAACUGCUCCAUUCGUUGAUGCAUUGGCAUCACAGCCUUCGCUGUUUGAGAACCAGUUUGCAGUGUCCAUGGUCAAGCUUGGAAAUGUUCAAGUUCUUACUAGGCCCCAUGAAGGAGAAAUCCGCGUCAAUUGCAAUUUUGUCAACUACUAA
Ziziphus jujuba (common jujube) is the source of this 1017-nucleotide messenger RNA. RefSeq names its product peroxidase 7. Gene Ontology annotation, molecular function: peroxidase activity; heme binding. Gene Ontology annotation, biological process: hydrogen peroxide catabolic process; response to oxidative stress. NCBI's taxonomy places the organism in Eukaryota, Viridiplantae, Streptophyta, Magnoliopsida, Rosales, Rhamnaceae. Bases 1 to 1017 code for a protein of 338 amino acids. The record is from RefSeq and is a predicted model, not a curated record. The transcript has 2 exons. Gene Ontology annotation, cellular component: plasmodesma; plant-type cell wall.